Molecule: messenger RNA, 1953 nt
Organism: Penicillium maclennaniae
Lineage: Eukaryota; Fungi; Ascomycota; Eurotiomycetes; Eurotiales; Aspergillaceae
Product: SEL1-like repeat protein
Exons: 1
Coding region: 1-1953 (650 amino acids)
Molecular function (GO): protein binding
Source: RefSeq, a predicted model, not a curated record
AUGCGAGGACCACCUCCGCGCGGACCGCCGUCUAGCAGAGGAAGAGGAGGCUACUAUCCCGGCCCCUCACGCUCUGCCAGCGCCGCACGGAUGGGAGAGCCUCCCAUAGCCCUGCCUGGUCGAAGUGCGACGAUGCCUUCUGGGGCCCCUCCUAUGAUGUAUCCGGCAGGGCCCCAGCAGACGUUCUCAGACUACGACUAUGCAAGCAGUCCGAUCAGUCCAGUUGAGGCUCCUCUACGUCCUAGCACGGCCGGGGGAAUGCGACAUCCACCGCGCCCUAUUAAUGAAAUCGAUCCGGGACUAAUGAUACCGCCACCGCCUGAUCCAUCCAAUCGAGUAUCUUACGCACCCAAGGAAUUCUUGGACAGUUACUAUGAGAGUGGCGACGAACCAGAGAUGCCGAACUUCGAUGCCAUGCCGCAAACGCACAUGGGUCCGAUUGAUGAGAUGGGAUUGGAUACCCCGAGGCCAGCCGUGCAGACGCCCACUUCUCCGCCUGUCACAUCACCAAGCGGCGCAUACUCUCCUUAUACUCCAGAAUCGGCAUCUGGAAUCCCGCAAUCGCACUUGCAACCCAAUAUGGGCAAUGCAAGUGGCCCUAAUCAGUUCGAAAAUGCCGGUUUCCACUUUGAUAUCCCUACAGAACCACCCCGCCAGCCGGAAGGAUACAUUCCUAAUAGCUACGAAGCGAACGGUGCUGGUCCGUACCAAAAUCAAGCCAGAGCACCUGAACCUCAGCAUAACCCCGAUGCUUUGCCCGUUCAUCCAACACCGUUUCGUCCGGGCCUUGAUCAAAAGCCUCCUCCAAUCCGCCUAUACAACACCGCACCCAUCACUGCUUCCGCGCCUGCGCCAACUCCCACCGUGGGUCCACAGCCUGCACGUCCAGUGAGUAUGGGACCUACGCCUGUUACGCAAGAAGAAUUGCAGCAACUUCAACAGAAAGUGCGCGGCAACCCUUCCGACCAAGCUUCUCAACUUCUCCUCGCUAAGAAGCUAGUGGAAGCCGCUACUGUUCUUAUUGGAGAUAAUAAUCGACUUGACCCUAAGACGAAAGCCAAGGCAAAGGAGAAGUAUAUCAUGGAUGCACACAAGAUCGUGAAGAAACUCGUUCAAGCCGGCUACGCAGAUGCACAAUUCUACCUGGCUGAUUGCUAUGGCGAGGGUCAGCUAGGGCUGGAAGCCGACCCCAAAGAGGCCUUUGCCUUGUAUCACUCUGCUGCUAAAAGCGGCCAUGCUCAAUCUGCUUACCGUGUUGCUGUCUGCUCCGAGAUUGGCCAAGAAGAAGGCGGUGGCACCAAGCGGGAUCCAUUCAAGGCCGUGCAGUGGUACAAGCGUGCCGCGGCGUUGGGCGAUACCCCGGCGAUGUAUAAGAUGGGCAUGAUUCACUUGAAAGGCUUGCUGGGUCAAGCCCGAAACCCUCGUGAGGGCGUUUCAUGGUUGAAGCGUGCUGCUGAGCGUGCAGACGAGGAGAACCCCCAUGCGCUUCACGAGCUGGCUCUCAUGUAUCAAAACGCCGGUGGAAACGACGUCAUUAUCCGUGAUGAGAAAUACGCCAACCAACUAUUCCACCAAGCCGCGGACCUGGGCUACAAGUUCUCGCAGUUUCGACUGGGCACAGCCUACGAGUAUGGUCUUAUGGGCAAUCCAGUCGACAAUCGCAUGAGUAUCAUCUGGUAUACCCGUGCCGCCGCUCAGGGUGAGCAUCAGAGUGAACUCGCUCUCAGUGGUUGGUACCUUACUGGUUCCGAAGGCAUUCUGCAGCAAAAUGACACGGAGGCCUAUCUUUGGGCUCGCAAAGCAGCCACUGCUGGUCUUGCCAAGGCAGAGUAUGCCAUGGGAUACUUCACUGAGGUUGGAAUUGGCGUGUCUGCGAAUCUGGAGGACGCAAAGAGAUGGUACUGGCGUGCAGCUUGUGAGUCUUUUCUGAAUCCUUGCAACAACUAUCGUUAA